UUUGCUUUUCUCUUCUUUACAAGUUCCAGUCAAGUAGAUAGUUUUAUAAGAAAAUUGAGAAUUUUAUUCUUUGGUAUUUUUUAAUAUACUGGUAACCAUGUAUCAUAUGUGGAAAAGUGUUUUGUUUCUGUGAACUACAAUAAAAGCUCCACCAUAUUAUAGAUCCUAAUAUAAAAGCAGGUAACAGCUUGUGUCCAUACAAACGGGAUAGGUAAUGAUGCAGUUAGAAUGAGAAAAUUAAGUUUUCAUCAAACUGGAAAGGAGGGUAAAUUCUAUAAAAUAUGGUUGCCAUUUAUAGUUCACUUUAAUCAGAUCAUUGACUGAAAUACUAUCACUAUCAUCUUUACUGCUAUUUAUCGUUUUUCUUCUUCCCAAUCUUGGGCACAGGCUAUUUGCUGACAGGCAGACAAACUUUCUUAUCAACAGGGGUUAUUGACAUCCACUUUUUUUCUCUCUUUCUUCUUCAUUUCCUCUUGAACUUAAAAACAUUUGCUUAAUUAUGUAAUCGUCUAUUUAUAUAUUUGUAUUUGUAUUUUUUUAAUUUUCUUUGUUGUAUGGGUUAAAAACAUAAUUGUAUCACAUACACUGGCUAUUCUAAUUUCAGAUUUUGUGUUGUCUUACUCGUGUUUUCUCUGUGUGCUUGAAAAAAACAACACUCAAAAAUGACCACAGGGUCUCAAGUCAACAAAAAACGGAACAUUAUAAGCUUUAUAAAGUUAUAUUUAUUUAUAAUUUAUUGAAGGGCUACUGUAUUGGCCUGCACUGGUGUACCUAAUCAACUGGUAAGAUUAAUUAAUGUUCACAGGACACCAUAUGUAAUAUAUAUUAUAUUACAAACCACUUCCUCUUUAAAACCAACAACAAUCCUCUCUGCAGCUGAUGACUGUCCUUCUGACUGUCUCUGAACUGCACCUUCACACUAAGCUUGUACACACCAGACAUAUCCGGUGACACAGAAUAAUACUGAUAUUCUUAUAACCUCUUUUCUUACUCAAUAAUGUCAUAACCUGGUUGUUGAAAGCAGCCAGAAGAGUUACAGCUCAAAUCUCUUGCACAAUUCUGUUCACUAUCAGGGUAUGUAACACAGCCCUCAAUAAUUAAAGUACUCUGGUGGUGGAACAAUGUUUUUCUAUUUAAUAUUUCUAUUUAAUCAUUUUAUGUUUAAGGGAUGUGUAGCCAGUGGCUGGAGGCUUUAAGGCUCAUGCUUAACAUCCUGAGUCAUCCUGAGAAAUAUUUAAAAACUCAGUUUGACUCAGUGUGUAAAAGACCAACUGUAGUAUUUUAACGGCAGUUCUUGCUUUGAAGUCCUCUUCCUGCUUUGAGGUGAAGAACAAUAAAUACAGUGAGGCUGUGCACAAAGUCUCACAAGAGACUGAAGGAAACAGGAGGAGUACAAUAUGACCUAGCUUCUGUAUUUCUUAGUGGUUUUAUAACUGAAAAGGCCAUGAAGAGGAGCUUGGCAUGCAUUCUCAUUUUCAUUCAGCUCUUUGAAGCCUAUGCAGAGUUGAUCUUUAGGCAAGUGACAGAGAGCCAGUCACUGGAGCUCUCCUGUUCCCCUCAGCAGCAGCACGGCAGCCUGACGGGCCUCCACCUUUUCCACCUCAGCUCCCAGAGCCAGACGACCCUGCUGUCGAUGUCUGAGGGCAGCGAGCUCAGGGUCGACCCGGAGCACAAGGGCCGUCUGCAGCUCUGUGGAGGACUGGACUCCCUGCAGGUCAAUGUGACCAUAUCCCAUUUACAGCGCAGUGACACGGGACUGUACAUGUGGCAGCUGAGCUACAGAGAGAACAGCUCUGACCAGAUCCUUCUCAGCACUCAAAAGGUUUUCUUGUUGGUUGAAGGAACAGGGAGGUCAUGCCAGUGCUCUCCAAGUUACCCUCCUUUGCUUUUGACCAUCUUUACAGCAGCAGGGCUUUUUCUUCUCAUACUCAGCUGGCUGGCCAUAGCGAAAUGUGUAAAGGCGAGGCAUCAUCACAGACCACAACCUCCUACUCCUAUCUAUGAGGAAAUGACCAGGAAGCAGCAGAGCACCGGAAUCCCCCAAAAUAACCUUGAGGCCCCCUCACACCUGGAGGAAGUCAACUUCCCUGUGUAUGCUAAUCCCAACAUCCGACAACCCCAGGACAACUACUACGCCUGUCCAAGACAGCUCGCCCUCAGAGCCUGACGUGACUUCUGGCAUUUAGCUAAUGGUGCAGCAAACAUGUACAGGAAAUGACAGAAAUGUGAUAUGAGAGCGAGAAGUGACUUUUCACCUGGAAAUAAGAAAGAUUUCAAUUUGGUGGAACGAAAGCAGAGAGACAAACACCAAAUAACCAAAUGGCACAUUUUUAACAGCCAAGAAAAAAGGCUAUUUUAUUAAUAUUUGAAAGAAGCUCCAUAGUUCAUGAAAACAUUUGUUUCGGUGCAUGUCAUUUAACAAUCACAUUCUAUGAGGAGAAAGAGAUAUACAGAGAGAAAAAAUAAAACAUUACAAGCCACUGACUUUUCAUUAAAUCUCAGUACAGACAUUUUUACUUAAUAUUUCAAAAACAAAAAAGGCAAAAAAAAAAAAAAAAAAAAAAAAAAAAGCAGCCCUAAUCCCAUACCCCCCCACCCAACCCUCCAAGAAAACCGUAACAACUGAGAAAAAACCCCUUGAGGGUGACAGGCUAGAAUCCCACAGUGCUAAAGAGUGAGAAGCUCAUUGGUUUUAGGAAUACACAGCAUGGCGAUGUAGCGCUAGGUCAAUCUGAAUCAGGGGAAGGAAGCUGGAGGCGGGGGGCUCGACAUGACUCACCUCGCCACCCCCCUCCACCCCCUUUUAAAAAAAUAAAACAAAUAAAAACACAUUGGAUCCCAAAAACCCCUGCAAUAGAUCAGCCACUUAGAAGUAGGCCAUAAAAUCCCCCAUCUUCCACCCCCCCCAAACACUUGUGCAUAGUUUCAUGAUCCUUUACAACCAGCUCAUGUUUUACAAACAUCCUCCAAAAUGUGAAAAAUGUUCCACAAAAGUCUGAUUUAUCUAUUAAUAAUAUCCGCUGUGGGAGAAUGAGAGAGAGAAAGAGAGAAAGAGGAAAGAAAGAGUAAUGCACAAUGUUCCUGAAUCAGUCAGGACGGGACCUCAUUAAGAAAACACAAUAAAGAUUCAAACAUACAGCAUUUUGCAUGUUAUUCACUGUCUUUUUUUAACAAUCAAACUCAUUGACCAUUUUUUUUUGUUUUUAAAUGUAAAGCAAUUUUAAUAUAUAGAUUUAUAUAUAAAGCACUCCAUUUUCAUUUAAAGUCCAUUAUUUGGUUAUUAUGUAACUGCUACGGAUUUAGAAACAAAGGUAUUUUCUCUUCUUCUGAAAUCCAUAACUUUCAGUGCUUAGAAUUGUUUCUUUUAAAAUCAUCCUUUUUUUUUUUUUAACUCAUCAUAAAAAUGUACAUUAAAAUGGCGUGGAGUUGGUACUCUGGAACCCUGGCCUUCCUGAGACAAGAUCCACUUUUUCGUGUGUGUGCAAGAUAGUGAGCAAUUAUGUAUUUCUUUUUUCUUUUCUUUUUUUAUAUAAAGGAAAAAUAUAUAUAAUCAACAUAAAACAUACAGGCUUCAGAUAGUCCAUGAAAUCAAAAUACACACAGAACAAAGAAGGUUAACAGAACAAGACAACACUGUUCAAUCCCAGAGUUCAAUAAAUCUUCAUUCUGUGAAGUGUUGUGUUGCACUUUUUUUUAAAAAUGGAAGCAUUUGUCCUUUUUUCUCUUUUUCCAACAUUCCCAUAGUUUAAUUCUUUUGUGUUGCUGAUUUGCUUUCUGAACUCCAGAAAAAAACAAAGUGUUUGUAAACUGUCAGUGGCCUUGCAUGAAAACAAAUGACAACAUGAGUGAUUUUUGAACAUAAGUGAAAACAGAACGAAAGCUAACAAACCAAAAAGGUAGGCACCUCUGAAGUGAGCCCUAGAAGCCAAGGCUCAGUCUGAUGUCUUGUCCUUCACUCUCUCCAUUGCUCAGAUUUGGGAGAGCUGAAGUCCUUCUACCCCAAUCUAUGGCCACAGGUCUGCAAAAUACUUUUUUUUGCUGCAUUUUUUUUUUAUACGUAUGAUAUUUUUUCAGUUUUCUUGUUUUUUUUUUGUUUUUUUUAGGUUUACAGUCUGAAAAAUGGUGCAAUACUCAAUUAUGAUCCAUACUUUCUUGGAUUAUUCCACAAUGAAAGCCACUAAGGUAGAUAAACAUUACAUUUUAAAAACACACUUAUUUUAGUCCUUGAGUAAACAUUUACACAUGAACUGUCCCCUUCUCCCCUCAGUACUUGUAUCAUGUUGUUCGUUUAGCUGGAUGAGGGGUGAGGCUGACACUCAGUGCAAAGCUAGAGGCUAGUAACAAUUAACAUCAGAAUAUAGUUUUGACAAGCAAAAGAAAAAACAAAAACAACAACAAAAAGUAUACUGAAUUGAAAAGAAUCACAAGGCGGAAAUUCCUCCGCUGUAAUCACGAGCGUUCAUACAUAUUUUCACCUCACACACUAAACAAGUCAUUCAUACAACAUACAGUACAAGCAGCCUUGUGCAAACACUCAAAUACAACAGAUCUAAAUUUGCCUUUAUAUCGAUCUUUGUUUUCAACAACACUCGUAUUUCAAAUUUAAUUCACUCUGAACUGAUGCUAUCAAAAAUCUCUGAAGUGUAUGAAUGAGACAAAAAACCACUACAAAAAGUGUUCACAUUACAUUAUUGGCGCUUCUUUUGAUUCAAGUAUUUGUUUUCAUUAUUUUGUAUUACUCUGAUAUGUUUAUGAUCUUGUCUUCUGGGAAAUAUAAUGUUGAGAAGGAUACACAGGGUAAGGGCUGAAAUCGAGGGGGGGGGGGGGGCUUAGGCUAAGUGGAAAACAGAGAUCUAGCCAUAUACACACAUACAUCCAUUAUGUACUCUCAGUUGUAUACUGUAUAUGAACUAGCAUGUGCAUAUUCAACCCAGGCCUUUUUUUUUUUUUUUUUUUUUUUUUUUUAAA
Siniperca chuatsi (mandarin fish) is the source of this 4968-nucleotide messenger RNA. RefSeq lists its product as uncharacterized. The coding region runs from base 1445 to 2167 and encodes 240 amino acids. Gene Ontology annotation, molecular function: signaling receptor activity. Gene Ontology annotation, cellular component: membrane. The transcript has 4 exons. Lineage: Eukaryota; Metazoa; Chordata; Actinopteri; Centrarchiformes; Sinipercidae. Gene Ontology annotation, biological process: adaptive immune response. The record is from RefSeq and is a predicted model, not a curated record.